UUUCCGUCUCUCUCUCUCUCUCUCUCUCUCUCUCUCUCUCUCUCUCACCCUAUUUGAUAAGGUUUCCAUGUCCUUAUAGCUCCGAUAUAUCACAUGCAUCCGUGUCUUCGAGCUACAUACGUUGAAGUCUUAGCUUUCUUCCUUGUUGGGUCUCUCCUUUUUCUUUCCUUGGUGGGUUUUUGGGCGACGAACGGUGCAGAUUUCACCUCCCGGGAUUUUUUUUGAGCUGUACUCAUGUCAAAGCUCUUUCAUUUUAGUGGAACUGAUGAUUUUUGCCCUAGGGGUUCGAUCUACCCAAACCCCAAGGAAUCUAGUCUCCUUUUGUCCCUUGGACGUCAUGUGGAUGUUUAUUUUCCCUCUCGCAAGAGGUCCCGCGUUAGUGCUCCUUUUGUUUUUUCUGGAGAGAGAUUUGAGCAGAAGAAGCCAUCAAUCGAGCUUCUCCCUGAUGAAUGCUUAUUCGAAAUCUUCAGACGGUUACCUGGAGGCAAAGAGAGGAGUGCCUGCGCUUGUGUUUCCAAGCGCUGGCUUACACUUGUUAGCAACAUUCGCAUAGAUGAAAUCAGUGACAACAAGACCACUGAAGCCUUGAAUAUCAAGGGUGUUGAUUCCGAGAUUGAAGAUCAGGAUGUUGAGGGCGGUGGAUAUCUCUCUAGGAGUUUGGAAGGGAAGAAAGCAACAGAUGUUAGACUUGCUGCUGUUGCUGUUGGAACUGCUACCCGUGGGGGAUUGGGCAAGCUCUUCAUUCGAGGAAACAAUUCCAGUCGUGGGGUGACCACUGUUGGUCUUAGGGCCAUUUCACGUGGAUGUCCUUCUCUAAGAGUUCUUUCCUUGUGGAAUUUGUCUUCUGUUGGAGAUGAAGGUCUGCGUGAGAUUGCUGAUGGGUGUCACCAGCUACAGAAGUUCGACCUUUGCCACUGUCCUGCCAUCACUAAUGAGUCUUUGCUAGCCAUUGCAAAGGGCUGCCCUGAUUUGACUGAUCUGACCAUUGAAGGUUGUGCAAACAUUGGUAAUGAAGGUAUCCAGGCUAUAGCACGAUGCUGUCCAAAUCUAAAGUCUCUUUCAAUCAAAGAUUGCCCCCAUGUUGGAGAUCUAGGAAUUGCAAGCCUGUUGACAUCAGUUUCAUUUUCCCUCACAAAAGUAAAGCUUCAGGCCUUGAACAUCAGUGAUGUCUCUCUUGCCGUUAUUGGACACUAUGGCAAGGCAAUGACUGACCUUUAUCUCGCUGGCCUUCCAAAUGUGAGUGAGAAGGGCUUCUGGGUAAUGGGUAAUGGUCAUGGGUUACAAAAAUUGAAGUCUUUCACUGUUAAAGCCUGCCUUGGAGUGACAGAUCUCGGACUUGAAGCUGUUGGAAAGGGUUGCCCAAAUUUGAAGCAGUUCUGCCUCAGCAAAUGUGCUCUCUUGUCUGAUAAUGGGUUGGUGUCUUUUGCCAAAUCAGCUGGUUCACUAGAGAGCUUGGAAUUGGAGGAGUGCCACAGGGUCACCCAUUUUGGGUUUUUUGGUUCCCUUCUGAACUGUGGUCCAAAAUUCAAGGCUAUUUCUAUUGUGAACUGCUUGGGUAUUAGGGACCUAAACUUGCGAUUGCCUUUAUCCCAUGGUGAAUCACUUCGAUCCCUGUCCAUCCGUAACUGCCCUGGUUUUGGUGAUGCUAACUUGGCUGCAUUGGGGAAGUUGUGCCCUCAACUGCAAAAUGUGGAUUUGUCUGGGCUUCAUGGGGUAACAGAUGCUGGGUUUCUCUCAUUGCUCGAGAGUUGCGAGGCUGGUUUGGUGAAGGUUAAUCUCAGUGGUUGUCUCAAUUUGAGUGACAAAGCUGUUUGCAAGAUGGCUGAUUCACAUGGGUGGACACUAGAGAUGCUUAAUAUCGAUUGUUGUUGUAAGAUCAGUGAUGUCAGCUUGAUUGCAGUUGCAGAGAACUGUCAGUUGAUCAGUGAGCUAGAUGUCUCCAAGUGCGCAAUCACCGACUCGGGAAUCACAGCCCUUGCACGUUCUAGUAUGAUAAAUCUGCAGAUCCUAUCCGUCGCCGGUUGCACUAUGAUCUCAGACAAAAGCCUGCCAUCAAUUGCAAAAUUGGGUCAGAACCUCUUGGGGUUAAAUCUGCAGCAAUGCAAGGGGAUCAGCAGUGGUGCAAUCGACCUGCUUGUGGAACAGCUAUGGAGGUGUGAUAUCCUUUUCUGAACAAAUAUCGAAGUAUGAGAUUAUCAAAAACUUGGGAAGAAGCUCGAAUAUAGUCUUUGUGAAUAGCCAGAAGUUUUCGUAGUUUUUGGGUCCAUCAGCUAUGGGCCUUCUGUAGUCCGGAGCUCAGUCGCGCAGUCCCGUUUUCCAGGGAAUUCGGCCAUUCUCCUUGACUUUUUUUGCAGGUUUCAUUUCAUCAGAGGCCUGUUACCAUGUUUUGCAUCCCAAUAAUGGGUGUUGGUUUCUUCAUGGCCGAACUUCCCUGAGAAUAUAUUUGCUGCUGGGUUCUGGAUCUUAGGGUAUCGUCUCUUAAUGUUAAAAGGUUUCUGGCGCAUGGAUUUUUGCUUAGCUUUGCUCGUUUUUUCUUGGGCUAAGCUUGUCGUACUGUUAUGGUCCGGGUCUUACUUGAUGGUUGGGUCCUUUUGUUUUCUUCAAUGGCGGAUCGAAAACCUCGAGUCAUCUAGUUUUAUGGUUUGCUUUCGGCGGUUCAGAGUAAGUUUGGUGUAUAAGCUUUCAUGGGCUUUGGCCAUGGCAGCCAGUUUAUAUAGUCUGCCAUGACAACUCUUGGAGUUGUUUUUUACUUGUUUUUACCAAGCCCUACUUUUGCUGGUU
Molecule: messenger RNA, 2781 nt
Organism: Hibiscus syriacus
Lineage: Eukaryota; Viridiplantae; Streptophyta; Magnoliopsida; Malvales; Malvaceae
Product: EIN3-binding F-box protein 1-like
Exons: 2
Coding region: 235-2172 (645 amino acids)
Biological process (GO): SCF-dependent proteasomal ubiquitin-dependent protein catabolic process
Cellular component (GO): SCF ubiquitin ligase complex
Molecular function (GO): protein binding
Source: RefSeq, a predicted model, not a curated record